Molecule: messenger RNA, 14065 nt
Organism: Homo sapiens (human)
Lineage: Eukaryota; Metazoa; Chordata; Mammalia; Primates; Hominidae
Gene: TAB2
Product: TGF-beta activated kinase 1 (MAP3K7) binding protein 2
Exons: 7
Coding region: 10096-12177 (693 amino acids)
Biological process (GO): negative regulation of autophagy; non-canonical NF-kappaB signal transduction; response to bacterium
Cellular component (GO): cytosol; membrane; endosome membrane
Molecular function (GO): ubiquitin binding; K63-linked polyubiquitin modification-dependent protein binding
Source: RefSeq, a predicted model, not a curated record
CAAAAAUGUUUCGGAUUUUGGAUUUUUUCAGAUUUGGGGAUAUUUGUGUAUAUGUAUAAUAUCUUCAGGAUGAGACCCACAUCUAAACACGAUAUUGAUUUAUAUUUCAUAUCCACCUUAAUACGCAUAGCCUGAAGGUAAUUUUAUACAGUAUUUUACAUUAUUCUGCACAUGAAGCAAGUUUGUCUUAAGUACUUAUGUGAAAUUUUCCACUCAUGCUCGCAUCCUGUUGAACUCAAAAAGUUUCCAGUUUUCGAGUAUUUCAUAUCUUCAGAUUAGGGAUGCUCAACUUGUAUUAUUCUGUCUUCCGGCAUCUACUGCGACUAAUUAGAAGUUCAUCAAUCUAGUUAUUCCUUUGUAGAUUAUGGCUCUUUUCUCUCUGAUUGUUUUAAAGAUAAAAUAUUUGUCUUUGGUACUCUGCAGUUUCACUACAAUACAUCUAGGUGCAGAUUUCUUUUUAUUUUUCUCUUCAGAACUCUGUGUGUGUGUGUGUGUGUGUGUGUGUGUGUGUUUUCAGUAUAUUAUAAAGAAACAUUGUCAGUUUCUCAACCAUUAUCUCUUUGAAUUUUGCCUUUCCCUUAUUCUUUCAUAUCUUUCUACAAGUCCUCUAUUAGAUGCAGUAGUAUUUUCAUUCUGUUUCUCAUUUUCUCUUCCAUAUAUUCCAUUGCUUUAUAAGCUCUGCUGCUUUCUGGUUGCUAUUCUCUUAUCCAUCUUCCAGUUCACCUUUCUCUGUAGUCUCAAGUACCUUCUGCUGUUUAACCUAUUCAUUGAUUGUUACAUUUUAUGAUGAUAUAUUUUCUAGAAGUCUUAAUUGAUUCUUUUUCAAAUUUUGCCUUUUCACUUUAUAUCUUAUUGUUAUGAUUUCCUUUUAUCUCCACAGUCAUUUUAAAUAUUUUUAUUUUAUAGCUUCUUUCAGGUUCUGUUCUCUUACAUUCUUAGAUAUUAAUCAUCUAAUUAAUGUUCCUGAUCUUUACUCAUGGUGGAUUAUUUCUUUGUGCUUUUGAAUUUUAUUUAACAUGAGCUCAUUUUCAACAUGAUGUUAUUUGUUUUUCAUUUUUUAACUCUAGAAAUCCUUUGCUUCCUGGGUUAAAGAAAUAAGAUUCCAUAGCAGUUUUACUUUUGUUUCUGCCAGGAAUCCUAUGGUAUCACCAGCCUCAGACCAAUUUUUUUGUUAAUUUCUAUUUUAAGUUUCUUUUCUACACCUGUAGUGUAAAUUUGGAUUCCACACCUGUGCAUGGUGCGGGCUCGUGUCUUUAAUUUUGUAAGGGAGAUGUUUCCUUCCCACUCAUGGCUCUAGUGAAUUUCAGUUCUUGUGGCUUCUAUGUGGCAAUGGAUAGAGAUUUAGCUGCUUUUUUCUAGUAAGGAAGGACCUUCCAGAAUCUCUGCUUUAUGCAACUAUUUCAUUUAAAUAAAAUGUCUUUCUGAUGUGGUCCUAUAAUGUGUCUUCUUUCCACAUAGUAUUAAAACCCCAGCUCCAGUAUGUCUAGUUCUGAUAACUAUAUCUCUCUCCUUCCAAACUCUUCUCCCCCACAUAUCACCACAGUAUUUUAACUUAAACACUUAUUAUAGUGGCUUUUAAUUCUGUCUUUGUUUCUGGCACCAGGGAAUUUUUUUCUUGCAAGCUCUGCUGUUACAAAACAAAGUCAAUCAUUUUUUCAUUAUUUCUGGUUUUUCAUAACAGAAGAGGUUCUGAACUAGCUCAGUACACUAUCAUUCUGGAACUGAAGCCAAGUUUUUUUCUCCCAAAAGUAAGACUUAAAUUUUCCUAAAUGUGCUUUUGGUAUCUAUUGAGAUAAUAGUAUAAGUAGUCUCCAUUAACUAUUAAUAUAAUGGAAGUACAUUAAUAAGUUUAGUUUAAAGUGAGAUACCAGUAAUAAAUCCAGCUCUAUAGUUUGUAUACUCCGUUUCCUAAUCUUUUAUUCAAAAUUUUUGUGCCAGUUUUUUUAAAGUAAAUGCUCUUGGUAUAUAGGUAUUUUGUUUGCUUUAUUUGCAUGUUAGAUUUUUACAUCAGAAAAUGAUAGCCUUUUUUUUCUGAAUUUUUUUUUAUGUUAGCCUGUGUUAGUUUGUUCUUGCAUUGCUAUAAAGAAGUACCCAAGACUGGGUAAUUUAGAAAGAAUAAGGGUUUAAUUGGCUCCUAGUUCUGCAGGCUGUACAGGAAGUAUGUUGCCAAGCAUCGGCUCACCUUUUGGUGGGGCUUCAGGAAGCUUACAAUCAUGGCCGAAGGCACAGGGGAAGCCAGUGUGUCACAUGGCAAGAGCGGAAGCAAGGGAGGAGGAAGUUUUAAACAGCCUGAUCUCAUGACAACUCAAUCAUGAGAACAGUGCCAAGGCAGGGGGCACUAAACCAUUCAUAAGAAAUCCACCCUCAUGGUCCAGUCGCCUCCCACCAGGUCCCAUCUCCAACACUGGGGAUCAUAAUUCAACAUGAGAUUUAGAGAAGACAGCAUCCAAACUAUAUUAUUCCGCCCCUGCCUCUCAAAAUCUCAUGUUCUUCUCACAUUUCAAAAUAUAAUCAUUCCUUCCUAAUAGUCCUCCAAAAGUUUCAGCUCAUUUCAGCGUCACUCAAAAGUCCAAAGUAUCAUCUGAGUUAAGCCAAGUCCCCUUUACCUAUGAGUCUGUAAAAUCAAAACAAGUUAUUCACUUUCAAGAUACAAUGGGGGUACAGGCAUGGGGUAAACAUUCCCAUUCCAAAAGGGAGAAAUUGGCCAAAAGAAAGGGGCUACAGGCUUCAUACAGGUUUAAAACCCAGUAGGGCAGUCAUUAAAUCUUAAAGCUCCAAAAUAAUCUCCUUUGACUCCAUGUCCCGCAUCCAGGCCUUUGAGCAGCCCUGCCUGUGUCUGCAGGGUUCAGCCACGGCAGGUGUUCUCGUGGGUUGGAGUUGAGUGUCUGCAGCUUUUUCUAGCACAAGGUGUAAGCUGCUGGUGGACCUAACAUUCUAGGGUCUGGAGGACGGGGGUCCCUUUCCCCAGCCCCACUAGGCAGUGCCCCCAUGGAGACUCUGUGGGGCCUCCAACUCCACAUUUUCCCUCCCUACAGCCCUAGUAGAGGUUUUUUUGUGAGGGCUCUGCCCCUGCAGCAGGCUUCUGCCUGGCCACCCAGACUUUCUCAUACAUCCUCUGAAAUCUAGGUGGAGGCUGCCAAGCCUCCUUCACUCUUGCACUGUGCACACCUGUAGGCUUAACACCAUAGACACUGCCAAGGUUUAAGGUGGCAUACAUUCUCCAAAGCAGCAGCAGCCCGAGUUGUUCUUGGGGCCCUUUGAGCCAUAGCUGGAGCGGCCUGGAUUCAGGGAGCAGUGUCCUGAGCUGUGCAGGGCUGGGCCUGGCCACCUGAACCAUUAUUUCCUCCUGGUUUCUGAGCCUGUGAUGGGAGGGGCUGCUGCAAAGAUCUCUGAAAUGUCUUCGAGGCCUUUUUCCCAUUGUCUUGGCUGUUCGCACUUGGCUCCUUUUUAGUUGGGCCAAUCUCUAGCAAGUGGUGAGUCCACUUGCUUGAAUUCCUCUCCCGAAAAAGCCUUUUCUUUCUCUGCCACAUGGCCAGACUGCAUGUUUUCCAAACUUUUAUAGUUCUACUUCCCCUUUAAAUAUAACUUCCAACAUUAAGUCAUUUCUUUGCUCCAACAUCUGAGUAUAGGUUGUUAGAAACAUCCAGUCCACAUCAGAAAUUUCUUCUGUCAGAUGCCCUAAAUCAUCACUCUUAAGUUGAAACUUCCACAGAUCCCCAGGGCAUGAACACAAUACAGCCAAGCUCUUUGCUAAGGCAUAACAAGGCUGACUUUGCUCUGGUUCCUAUAAGUUCUUGAUUUCCAUCUUAGUUUUUAUCACCUUGGCCUUCCCUGUCCAUAUCACUAUCAAGAUUUUGAUUAUAACCAUUUAACCAGUCUCUAAGAAUUUUCAGAUAUUCCCUCAUCUUCCUGUCUUCCUGAGUCCUGCAAACUCUUCUAACCUCUGCCUGUUACCCAGUUCCCAAGUUGCUUCCACAUUUUCAAGUAUCUUUAUAGUAGUGCCCCAUUCCCAGUAUCAGUUUUCUAUGUUAGACCAUUCUUGCAUUGCUGUAAAGACAUACCCAAGAUUAGGUAAUUCAGAAUGAAAAGAGGUUUAAUCGGCUCAUGGUUCUGCAGGCUGUACAGGAAGCAUGGUGCUGGGCAUCUGCUUCGCUUCUGGCGGGACCUCAGGAAGCUUACAGCUAUGGCAGAAGGCAAAGGGGGAACCUGGAUAUCACAUAGAGCGGGUGCAAGAGACAGGAGGUGCCACACACUUUUGAACAGCCAUAUCUCACAAGAACUCACUAUCCUGAGGACAGCGCUAAGGGGAUGGCACUAAACCACUUAUGAGAAAUCCGUCUCCAUGAUUCAUUCACCAUCAGGCCCCACCUCCAACACUGGGGAUCACAGUUCAGAAUGAGAUUUAGAGGAGAUAAUGCCCUAACUAUAUUAUAACCUUUUAAAGUAAAUUGAAAACUGAAAUUUGUCUGGACUUUGGAACAAUUUAAAUUACACAAAAAUUAACCUUUUUUUGGAAAGUUUUAGAAAACUAUCCCAUCUGGCUUGGUGUACUGGGGAGGGGAAACUAGUCAAGAGCAGUUAACUUCAAUCUUUGACAGACUUUGCCAUAUUUUUAUAGUCAUUGUUUUGAGGUGUUGUUUUGUUUUUAAUAUCAAGGCAGCUUGUUUUCUAGAAAAUAAUUCAUCUAAUCUAAAUCUAUAACUUAAGUACAAUAGUAAUGUUUCUCCCUUGUCCCCUCCCUCCCAUUUCUCCCCAUUUUCCCUAGUGUUAGAAUUGCAAGAGCUUUGUUAUUUUAUCAGACUUGGUUGAAUACCAGCUUUGGUCACAAAUGAUUAAUAUUCUACAGUUUUUUAAAUUAAAAUUAUACUUUUCUUCCCUGAAUACCACUACAGGAAGGGACCUUGGAGAUUUAGUCCAUCCCUCAUUAUUGACUAAGUAUCUAGGCUAACAGUAUUUAUAGGGGGAAAAUGUAAUAUAAACAUUGAAUAUUGAUUACACAAAAAUUGUAAAGUAACUGGGCAGAGGAGUAUAGCAGUGGAGAAGUAUGGUGUAUAUAUAUAUAUGGGGUAGGCACUGAGUUCUAAAGCUAAAUCUUUAUUUUCUCAUAAAUGGCACUAAACCAUUUAUGAGAAAUUCGCCCCUAUGAUUCAUUCACCACCAGGCCUCACCUCCAACAAUAGGUAGGAAUGUGGAGAAACAGCUCAGUCUUGACCAUGGUUACCUCUACAGAGUAGGAAUCAAAGGUGUAGAGGCAUGAGGCAGGGAAAGUUUCCCUAAUGAGCUUCAUAGCACUUGCUGGCUUUUUAAACUGUUUACAUGUUUUCUUUCUUAAACAUUUUUUAAAGUUUCAUUACAGGAUAAUGCCACAGUAAAAUAUUUUCUGAACAAAAAAUUCAUUAAGAUGUUUGAAAAUCCAUCUUUAAACAUGCUCUUCAGUUUUUUUGAGGAUAGAAUGUUGACCAUUGUGAAAAAAUUAAUAAUUACUAUAUAAUGUUUUAUCCAUAAUAUAACUAAUGAUAUAUUUAAAUUAUAUGGUAGGAUUUUCUCAUUCACACUCAGGUUUUAAUUAACGCCAGUACCACAGAUGCACCUCACAUUUUUCUCUGCAGGUCAGAUCUGUCCUUUGAGCGCUAGACCCAUAUAUCACAACUCCCUGUAUGAUAUCUCUAUUUGGAUGUUUUACAGGUACCCUAGAUUCCACAGGUUCAGAAACAAACCUGUAAUCCUUCUCUUUGUUUGUGCUCUUUGAUUUUUCCCAUUGUUUCCUAAUUCAGAGACGAGACCACUAUCCAGUUGAGCAAAUCAGAAAUCAACUUUGACACCUCCUUCGCUUUUGCCCCAAUUUCUAAUUCAUCACCAAAUUUCUAUACAUUUUUACUUCCUAAAUAUCCCUUAAGGUCUUCCACUUCUCUCUACCUAGUCUCCAUUGCUAUCCACAGUACAGGCUAUUACCAUUUCCUGGCUGAACUACAGCAGUGGUUUUCUGACUGGUCUUCUCAUAUAUUCUUUUACCCUUUUUCCAUACAAUAGCCGUUUUUUAUACACACAUGAUUUCUUGAUCAUGUCACCUUUCCUACCUCUGAGCUUUAAAUCCUUCAUCGGCUUCCCAUUGUUCUUAAGAUAAAAUCCCCAAAUGUUAAUGGCCUAUAAGGCACUUCAUGAUUUGGGCCCUACCUAUUUUGCUUGAUCUUUGCUCUCUACAGUUUUUCCCAAUGUACCAUGCUCCCAUGCUCUGCUUUGGAAUGAUGUGAAAGAGAAAAACAGUGGCUGUGAUAGCCACAAGCGAGAUGGCAGGCAGCAGACCGAGUGCAGAAGACGCAGACAGAAGAUAAAAUAAUGAGCAAGUUAAAAUAGUUAUCUAAAUUAUAAACGUGUAUUUAUGUGCCUUUAACCUAGCAAUUUCUGUGAUCUGCAGGGCAAGGACAUUGACUCUAAUACUUGUACUAUCUCCAGCAUGGUAUCUCCUGCAUACUAGGCACUCAUUCAAUGUGUGGUUGGUAGAUAAAUAGAUGAUGAUAGUCCCAGUUUUAAAUACUCUUAUCUAGUUGCCUCAUAAAUGCCCAGAUUUUCAUAAGACCUAUAUAUCCAGUUGCAUUCUUUGUUUCUGUUUGUUUUUUUAAUCUGGAGACGUGGUCUCGUGUUAAACAGUUAGCUUUUGUAUACUCUUAUAGUCCUAGAAACAUCCACUAUGAUAAACUGCACUGAAUAUGAAGCAUAACUUGCAGUCUGAGUGAGCCAUUAACCAGUGCCUAGUACUCUUCACUGUAAUAGUUACUAAGAAAUCAAAAAUUGUUUACAUAAUCUUUAAGAAAGGAAAGAAUAUGGCACAUUUUAUAAACCGUUCCAAUAUGUCUACUUAUGUUUUGUAGUGCUGUAUAUACUCUGCUACUAUUUAGAAGGAAUUAACCCUCCUAGAUCAUUUUAGCUGGUGGAAGUUUAGAUGCCAGAACUUUAUACCUAUUGCUGCAAACAUUUCAUAAAGUAUGAUUUCUUUAUUCUUUUUCUCAGGAGAGGGUUUAUUUUGCAUCUUAACAUAGGAAAUGUGUCUCUGUUUAUUAUGAGAAAUAAUUUUACAGAGUAAAUUUAUAAGAUAUUUCUUGGUUUUUGUUUUGAAAUUAAGUAAAUACCAAUUGUUUCAGUAAUGUGUUUGGGUUGUCCUUACAAAUGACUUACUGCUCCACAAAGGCUACAUUUUCAAAUAGUUAUAUUGCUUUCACUCUUAAAGUUUACUUUUGCUGUUUGUAGUAUGUGGGUUGAUUGACAGUUUGGUUUUUUCCUCUUUCAGCACUUAUAUUAUGUCAUUUCACUGUCUUCUGAUGCCUCCAUUGUUUCUGAUGAGAAGUCAUCAUUUAAAUUAUUGUCAUUCUGUUUCUUUGGCUGUUUUCAAGAUUUUCUUUUUGGUUUUCAGGAGUUUGACUAUCUUGUGCCUAUGUGUAGUCUUUGUUUUUUUCUAUUCGGGAUUUGCUGAUAUUUUAAAUCUGUAAAUUUAUAUAUUUUACUAACAAAAUUUUUAGCCAUAAUUUCUUCAAAUUUUUUUUCUACCUCAUUCUUUCUCCCCUUUCCUUCUGAAUCUCCAAUUACAAGUAUGUUAUGAUACCUUGCCACAGGUCCCUAAGGUUCUGUUUCUCUCCUCCCCCUCGCCCACAGUCACUUUUUUAUUCAUCCUUCAGAUUGGAUAAUUUCUAUUGCUUUGUCUUCAAGUUCACUGACUGUCAUUUCCCAUCCAUGGUUAAGUCUACCCAGUGAAUUUUUUUCAGUUAUUUUAUUUUUUAGUUCUUAAAUUUUUAUUUGCUUUAUAUAUGUAUAAUUUCCAUUUCUUUGCUGAGAGUUCCAGGCAUAUUUGCACUUAAAUCCUUCAGCAUAGUUAAAAUAGAUGCUUUAAAAUACUUAUGUGCUAAUUCUAGCAGCUGGCUCAUCUUGGGCUUUGUGUCCAUUGGUUGCCUUUUCUCUUGAGUAUGGGUCAGUUUUUUUCUGUUUAUGUGUAACAAUUUUGGAUUUUAUUUAGAACAUUAUGAAUGCCAUGUAGAGACUCUGGAUUCUGUAUUCCUCCAGUGAGUAUUGAUGUUUGGUUUGUUAUCUGUUUCAAGCCAGAUAACUUGACUACACUUAAAGUAUAAGCUCUGAAAUCGCAGUUCAGUUAUUUUAACCUUAGCCUUGCUGCUUGAAUGGAAUCUGUCGCACAUAUGUAUAGUUUGGAGAUCAAAGAUAAAUACAGAGUUUAUACACAGAAUUUAGGGCCUCCUCUCUGUGGUUCUCUCCUUCCUGUGAUUUACUCACUAAGCUUUCAGCUGUUAUGAUCAUGCCAUUGUCUGUCCUUUGGUUCAUCAAGCAAGUAAGACUGCAGGUUUUUUAUCUGAGUGUUAGCUACCCAAACUAACUGGGACCUGCUCUCUGAGUAAAAGCCAUUAAAAAAUGGAAAGUUACCCUUGCUGUUUCCUUCUUCCAAGUGCUGACCCCUUUUUCUUCCCUCCACCAAUUUGUUUCUUCCUCCUUCAGGUAGUUUUUUAUGCAUUUCUACUGUUUAUAGUUGUUAUUCAUGAAAGAUUUGGUCUGGUAGGCGUUACUCAGCCAUCACAGGAAGUAGAACCCAUAAAAUAAAAUUGUACAAUUGAAGAAUGUUAUCAUUUGUGUAGGUGAUAGUCUUUAUUAGAAAAGCAGGCAAGUAUGGUGAGAGAUUUCAGUGUAUGUUUUAAUAAUGAAAUACGUUGAAAUUUGUUUUCAUGGUUCAUCCUCCUUUAAAUAAUAAAAAUGUCUCAAUCAGACUAUUUGCCUCUCCCUCAAAUUGUGUAUAAAUUUUUUUUUUUCAAAUCUAGAUCAUUUGAAAUAUGUUUUGGAAGCCUUAUAGAAGGAAACUAUAAAGAAACCUUAUAAUAAAAUAUUCAUUUUAUUCAACAAAUAUGUUGCAUCUUCUGUGAGCCAGGAAUGAUCCAGAUCCUGGAGAUAGAACAGUGAACUUCAGAGUCCUUGAUCCCAUGGGGCUAAUGUUUUGGGGAUGGAGAGAUAAUAAAAUAUAUCUCAGGUAUUGAUACAUGUUAUGAAAUAAAAGCAGUAUGAGGGUGCAAUGGUGGGAGAUGGGGAAGAGUUAUGGCAUUAUUUAGAUAGAGGGAUUGGUCAGGGAAACUGUCUCUGAAGAAGUGACAUUUGAUCAACAUUCUUAAUGACAUAAGAGAAGGGAGUUGCAGGUGGAUCUAAGGGAAAACUGUUCCAGUAGUAAAGGAGCAGCAAAUCCGAUAGCCCUAAGGGAAGAACAAGAGUGACUUCUUUGAGAAAUCACCAGACUGCCAUUUUGAAUUGAGGGAACAAGGAGAGGGUAGAAGAUGAAGUUAGAGGGGUGGUAGAUAGCCAGGGGCUUUGUUACAUUGCAUUUUGAACAGGGAAAGUGAUGACUCUGAUUUACUUUUCACAAAGAUCACGCCGCUCAGUAAAGAAAAUACUGGGGACGGGAAGAAGUGGUAUGUUGGCAAAAAGAAGGAAGGUGGGGAGACCUAUUGAGGCCUUUGCAGUAGUAGUCUAGAUGAAUUAUGAUGGUGGCUUGGACAAGAGCAGUAACAAGUGGGAAAAAUUGGUUAGAUUAAGAAUACUUUUUGUAUAUAAGCCAAGAAGUCUUGAUGGUAGAUUAGAUGUGGGAUGAGAGACCAACUGGAUGAAUGGUGGUACCAUUUACUGACAUGGAAAAGACUGGGAAAGGAUUGAUUUGGAUGGGGGAGGAAUUAAGAGUUUGAUUUUGGACAUACUGAGCUUGAAAUAAGUUGAUACACAAAAGGAGAUGUCAGUUAGCCAGUUGGAUAUGUUAGUCUCAAGGAAGAGAUUGGAGUUGGAGAUAAUAAUUUGCCAAGCACCAGUAUAUAGAUAUUAUUUAAAGCAAUAUAUUUGAAUGAAAUUACCUUGAAGAUGAAUGUAGAUAUAGUUGAAAGGAAACCAUAGAUCUGAACUCUACCAGCCACCAACAUUCAGAUGUCCAGAAAAGGAAAAGGAUCCAGCAAAGUAAACUGAGAAGAAUCUGCCAAAAAUGCUUGGACAGAAGAGAUGAGUACUAUUUCCACUAAGGCCUAGAAUUGCCUACUGUACAAAUAGUCCUGAUCAGGCAAUAUACGAAUGGCCCAAGGAAGCCACCAAAUUGAUUUUCAGGUUUUACAUGACCUGCGACAAAAAUUCCCUGAAGUACCUGAAGUUGUUGUAUCCAGGUGCAUGUUACAGAAUAAUAAUAACCUGGAUGCCUGCUGUGCUGUUCUCUCUCAGGAGAGUACAAGAUAUCUUUAUGGUGAAGGAGACUUGAAUUUUUCAGAUGAUUCUGGAAUUUCUGGUCUACGCAAUCACAUGACUUCUCUCAACUUGGACUUGCAAUCACAGAACAUUUACCACCAUGGAAGAGAAGGAAGUAGGAUGAAUGGAAGUAGGACUCUAACGCACAGCAUUAGUGAUGGACAACUUCAAGGUGGCCAGUCCAAUAGUGAACUAUUUCAGCAGGAGCCACAGACAGCACCAGCUCAAGUUCCUCAAGGCUUUAAUGUUUUUGGAAUGUCCAGUUCCUCUGGUGCUUCAAAUUCAGCACCACAUCUUGGAUUUCACUUAGGCAGCAAAGGAACAUCUAGCCUUUCUCAACAAACUCCCAGAUUUAAUCCCAUUAUGGUAACUUUAGCCCCAAAUAUCCAGACUGGUCGUAAUACUCCUACAUCUUUGCACAUACAUGGUGUACCUCCACCUGUACUUAACAGUCCACAGGGAAAUUCUAUCUAUAUUAGGCCUUACAUUACAACUCCUGGUGGUACAACUCGACAGACACAACAGCAUUCUGGCUGGGUAUCUCAGUUUAAUCCCAUGAACCCUCAGCAAGUUUAUCAGCCUUCACAGCCUGGUCCCUGGACUACUUGUCCUGCAUCUAAUCCUCUGUCACAUACCUCAUCUCAACAGCCAAAUCAGCAAGGCCACCAGACCUCUCAUGUCUACAUGCCAAUCAGUUCACCUACUACUUCACAACCACCAACCAUUCAUUCAUCUGGUAGCUCACAGUCUUCUGCCCAUAGCCAAUAUAACAUUCAGAAUAUUUCAACAGGACCUCGAAAAAACCAGAUUGAAAUCAAACUUGAACCCCCACAAAGAAAUAAUUCUUCAAAACUGCGUUCUUCUGGACCUCGAACCUCCAGCACUUCCUCUUCAGUCAAUAGCCAGACCUUAAACAGAAAUCAGCCCACUGUUUACAUAGCUGCCAGCCCCCCAAAUACGGAUGAGCUGAUGUCCCGUAGUCAACCUAAGGUCUAUAUUUCAGCGAAUGCUGCCACAGGAGAUGAACAGGUCAUGCGGAAUCAGCCCACACUCUUCAUAUCCACAAACUCUGGAGCAUCUGCUGCCUCCAGGAACAUGUCUGGGCAAGUGAGCAUGGGUCCUGCCUUUAUUCAUCACCAUCCUCCCAAAAGUCGAGCAAUAGGCAAUAACUCUGCAACCUCUCCUCGAGUGGUAGUCACUCAGCCCAAUACGAAAUACACUUUCAAAAUUACAGUCUCUCCCAAUAAGCCCCCUGCAGUUUCACCAGGGGUGGUGUCCCCUACCUUUGAACUUACAAAUCUUCUUAAUCAUCCUGAUCAUUAUGUAGAAACCGAGAAUAUUCAGCACCUCACGGACCCUACAUUAGCACAUGUGGAUAGAAUAAGUGAAACACGGAAACUGAGUAUGGGAUCUGAUGAUGCUGCCUACACACAAGCUCUUUUGGUACACCAGAAGGCCAGAAUGGAACGACUUCAAAGAGAACUUGAGAUUCAAAAGAAAAAGCUGGAUAAAUUAAAAUCUGAGGUUAAUGAAAUGGAAAAUAAUCUAACUCGAAGGCGCCUGAAAAGAUCAAAUUCUAUAUCCCAGAUACCUUCCCUUGAAGAAAUGCAGCAGCUGAGAAGUUGUAAUAGACAACUCCAGAUUGACAUUGACUGCUUAACCAAAGAAAUUGAUCUUUUUCAAGCCCGAGGACCACAUUUUAACCCCAGCGCUAUUCAUAACUUUUAUGACAAUAUUGGAUUUGUAGGUCCUGUGCCACCAAAACCCAAAGAUCAAAGGUCCAUCAUCAAAACACCAAAGACUCAAGACACAGAAGAUGAUGAGGGAGCUCAGUGGAAUUGUACCGCCUGUACUUUUUUGAACCAUCCAGCCUUAAUUCGCUGUGAACAGUGUGAGAUGCCAAGGCAUUUCUGAGCCAAAUGGCCCUGUAUCUUCUCUAAAACCACAUCUAAAGUUCAAGAAACUAGUCUGUCAUCGGGAAAAAGUUUCACUGCUACAUAGGAUUUUGUCAAAUUGAAGGUGUGACAAGAUGGUGUUCUGCUAAUGUUAAAUGUCAGCCCACAGAGCUAAUAAUACCUCAGUAUAAUGUCAUGAGCAGUUGAAAUUCAUCACAUGAAAAGUAAUCUGCUGAAAGACUUGGUUGCCCACUGCCUAACUGUGUACAGUGUUACCAGUGUCCCAUUAUGGAUAAUUCUCAAUAUGUUAACACCUAGGUGUUCCCAAUACCUUUUUCCCCUCAUGUCACUACUGAAUUUUGACAGGAGGAAGGAAUAGAAUGAUAGCUUGUUUUAUUUGUAAAGCUUUCAGUGAAACACUACAUACACGAAGAAAAGGAACAAGGUUUAACUAUUUAAGAACCAUUUGCUGCCGCAUAGUGCCAUUGGAUAGGGAAGAACUUCAGAAAUCUGUGGUACUCUUGGCCUUGUCUUUGUCUUCCCUGAACGUGUCUCCACUCUGUGAAGCCAGCAUCUAGGGGCUAAAGAUGCAAAGGAAAGCAGCAUGCAUUGUCUGUACAAAUGUGCAGCGAAAUACCCCAAAGCUUUUCCUACUGUACAGAUCUCUCGAGUCUGCUUUAAGUGAUUUCUUUUCUUCUUGAUUAUUUUCUUAUAUUUCUAUAUGUAUAGUGUAAUAGCCUUUUGUUAACUAAUUUUCUUUUUUCCUUUUAGUAAUUAAGCACGAUCAUGUCCCUUUUUAAGCCUUACCUGAGAGGAACAAUGCCUUAAAAUAAAAAAGCAUUAAUGAGAUGAAAGUAUGCACAGAAUAACUUUCCUCUACUUAUUCUGUACUUUGCCCUCAUGAGUUCCAAUGUUGUGUGAAGACAGGCAGAUGCUGCACAGUGAAUUGCAGAUGAUAUUACAGAAGUGAUGUCUGUAGGUCACAUUAAAUACUGACUUGAGCAGUGGGUGACACAACACAGUGUUUGUCUUCCACAGGGAAGCUUAAAACAAAAGAUAUUUUUAACCCACUGACAGAACAACAAGGUUAAGCUUCAUCUGCUUGGUGUCCCACAGAACUUGCACAAGCAGUUGUUAUUGGGAAAGUACAGUCUCAAAACCAGCAACAGCAGCAGUACCUACAGCCCUUUUUUUGGAGAGAAGUUUAAAUGCUUUACUGUUGGGGCAGUCCAUUUCUAAUCCUGACUUGGUGACAGUAUCAUGUGUAUUUAUAAAACAAGGCUAGCCAUAUUUAGGACAACUGAAGAAAAGCUGGAAAAAAAAACAAGCAAACUUGAACACUGAAGCAACCUCAAGCAUCUCUUUAUUUUGAUGAUAUAUUUUUGUAAGGAAAAUAUUCAGAUGAUCAGGAAUGUAUAUAACUGAAAUCAAGAAAAAGAACAGUAUGCAUUUAAAAAGACAGAAUUAUGAAAUUAUAUGAGUGCUUAGAAUGGGGCUAAGGGAAGUGCUGAAAUAGAGCAAAGGAUGGAAGAUAAUAUAGACUACCACCCACUGUAAAUGUUUGCAAGUGGCUGUGUUUUAAAUGGGAUUAUUACAGUUGAUCUCUAUGAAUGUCAGAGCCCUAACUUUCAGGCUUUGCAUUUUGUAUAUGGGAAGAAAUAUGACAAUCCUAGGUAAUUAAACCAUAGACCCAAAGCCCUUACGUUUGAUGCAAUUUAUUUUUAAAAUAGGCCUUGUUUUUCAGCUUCAUCUGCAGUUCUAUGUGAAGAUUGAUAAAUCAGUUUUUACUUGUUUUAUUAAUAAAACGUAAUUUGGAUAUCUUGAGUUGAUGGUUUUGUGAUUUAGCUGGGUAAACUAUCUUUGUAACAGAUAAGUUAUUUAUAAAAAUUAAAAAACUUAUAUUCUAA